Messenger RNA from Neoarius graeffei (lesser salmon catfish), 570 nucleotides. It is a transcript of the gene ppp1r14d, whose product is annotated as protein phosphatase 1 regulatory inhibitor subunit 14D. The transcript is spliced from 4 exons. NCBI's taxonomy places the organism in Eukaryota, Metazoa, Chordata, Actinopteri, Siluriformes, Ariidae. The record is from RefSeq and is a predicted model, not a curated record. The coding region runs from base 13 to 369 and encodes 118 amino acids. Gene Ontology annotation, molecular function: protein serine/threonine phosphatase inhibitor activity. Gene Ontology annotation, biological process: regulation of phosphorylation. Gene Ontology annotation, cellular component: cytoplasm.
GCCGUGGCAGCCAUGGCGUCGGAACCAGGCACCCAGUCCAGGGUGAUGUUUCAGACCAAAGAGGAGGAGCCCUCCCAUCGCAAGCUGGGCAAACUAACAGUGAAAUACAACCGUAAAGACCUCCAGCGGAGAUUGGACAUUGAGGAGUGGAUCGACGGGCAGCUGCACCUGCUUUACGACUGCGAGGAAGAAGAGAUUCCUGAACUAGAGAUAGACAUUGAUGAACUUCUGGAGCUCUCAGAUGAAGAACAGAGAACCAGACUACAUGAGCUUUUGCAAGAAUGUGGGAAGCCAAAAGAGGAUUUUAUCAACGGGUUACUUUAUCGGAUGAAGGGCCUGCGCAAGAUGUCAGGGCCCCUCAAGAAAUAGUCCUAGGUCAAAAUCCACAAACAAGAUAAUGUGAAAAAUAGUAUGUGUAUGUCUGAAGAUCCAUAUUCACCUGUAUAGAGUUGAACAUCUGUCAAUGGAAUUAUGUAAAAACACUGAAUUUCCCUUGACAAGUGAGUCAACAAGGGAGUUGUCCACAAAUAUCAUUUUUUAAAGAAUAUUAUUCUUUAUGUACAUUUCUGG